Molecule: messenger RNA, 617 nt
Organism: Microplitis demolitor
Lineage: Eukaryota; Metazoa; Arthropoda; Insecta; Hymenoptera; Braconidae
Gene: Bin1
Product: histone deacetylase complex subunit SAP18
Exons: 2
Coding region: 44-511 (155 amino acids)
Biological process (GO): negative regulation of DNA-templated transcription
Cellular component (GO): nucleus
Molecular function (GO): transcription factor binding; transcription corepressor activity
Source: RefSeq, a predicted model, not a curated record
UUAUUCUCCAUGUGCUCCAUGUGCAUUUGUAUUGUAAACAAAAAUGGCGUCAAUGGUAGAGUCUAUGGUCGUCGACGACAAACAGUUACCCGAAAAACCAGUUGAUAGAGAAAAGACAUGUCCAUUAUUAUUAAGAGUAUUUUGCAACACUGGACGUCAUCACAACAUAAUGGACUACAGCCGUGGGAAUGUACCAUCAAAUGAAUUACAAAUCUACACGUGGAUGGAUGCGACCUUGCGCGAAAUCACCGGAUUAGUAAAAGAAGUAAACCCGGAUGCCCGCAGCAAAGGAACUUACUUUGAUUUUUCAUUAGUAACUCCGGAACCGCGUAAUUCUUGUUACCGUAUGCGAGAAAUUGGUGUGACAUGUUCCGGACAGAAGGGAGCCGACGACAAUAAAACACUUGCCCAAGUAAGAUUCACCAUCGGCGACUACCUGGACAUCUCGAUAACUCCACCGAAUCGCAUGAUGCAACCAACAGCUAGACGUGGUGGCCUCCGUCAAUAUUGAUCACCUCAACGAUAAUUCAAGUCCAUUUAAGUUUAAAUUUAUUUAAUUAUUAUUAUUAAUGAAAUUUAAGGCUCUGUCAAUAAUAAUUUUCAUGGAUGCUUCAUAA